AUGUCUACGAGGCCUGGCAAAGCCGUUGGAUGGUCGGCGGAGGCUCGGCGGAGACUCGGCGGAGAUGGCGGAGACCUGCAAUAUGCCCAUUUUUUUUCUUUUAUCUACAGUGAGGGACCUGAUCCAGUGGUAAAAAACGUGUCAUUUUGCAUCCGGGAAGUAUCAAAAAUGUGGCGAAAUACCUCCCUCUCCAACUAAAAAAAACUCCGUUUUGAAAAAUGCACCUUUUUCUCUCAAAAAAAGAGUGGGUGCGCUUUUGAAAUCAGAGUUUUUUCACUUGGAAAAGGAGGAAUUUUGCGGCAUUUUUGAUGCUUCCCGGAUGCAAAAUGGCAUGUUUUUUGCUAAUGGAUCAGGUCCACCACUGUAUUACUAACGUUAGUUUUCUUCAUGCUGCAUUAUUUUAGUAUAUAAAAUACGAAAACUUACAGAGAAAAAAACGAAGAUCCGUAACUUUUAUCUAGAUAUUAUUGAUGUGAGAACAUUGUAAAAUACCUCAAAAUAGAUGAUAAUUAAGCUAUUUUAGGACCUGAUCAGUCUUUCAGUAUUGUUAUUUCUACAAACUAAGCCUUCUCCUAGCCCUUUUCAAUCCGGAAUCCCAUCAACAUGCCCUUUUCCGGCCUCCCCAAUUCCCUCUCCAGACAAUUGCAAUGAACCCUGAUCCAUUUCGGAGAUCAAAAGCCCGUCAGAAUGUCGGCGAAACCCCCCACUUUAAUUACCGGAAGAAGCGGGAAAACAGACAGGUGCUCAAGUCGGCGAGAGAUUGCGGAAAUCGCAGAGUGCCCGAGGCCAUGAAACGGGCAUUCCGUGCAUUCCAAUUGCGAGCCUAA
Molecule: messenger RNA, 827 nt
Organism: Bursaphelenchus xylophilus (pine wood nematode)
Lineage: Eukaryota; Metazoa; Nematoda; Chromadorea; Rhabditida; Aphelenchoididae
Source: the annotation of a GenBank genome assembly